GUCAACCAGUCAUGGAUAAAGGAACCUCUGAAGUCAGUCCCAACAUGCCUACAUUGACCAUCAAGAAGAAAGAAAAAUCCAAGAAGGUCACCAACAGUGUGGUGAUCUUUUUACUUGCUAGGCAACUGGGCAAGCACAGAAGUGAUGUGGAUUUGUCCAGGUGGGUGUGGAUGCUGAAUUAAGUCACACCCAGGGCCAAGAAGUCAUAAAAUUUUAGAAAAAAAAAAUUUUUUUUCUAAAAUUUAAUCUUAGAAAACAAAAAAAGACAACAAAAUGUAGAACAACA
This is a messenger RNA of Lagenorhynchus albirostris (white-beaked dolphin), 286 nucleotides long. RefSeq names its product embryonic testis differentiation homolog B (gene ETDB). The record is from RefSeq and is a predicted model, not a curated record. The transcript has a single exon. The coding region runs from base 12 to 182 and encodes 56 amino acids. Lineage: Eukaryota; Metazoa; Chordata; Mammalia; Artiodactyla; Delphinidae.